Zootoca vivipara (common lizard) is the source of this 18929-nucleotide messenger RNA. The record is from RefSeq and is a predicted model, not a curated record. NCBI's taxonomy places the organism in Eukaryota, Metazoa, Chordata, Lepidosauria, Squamata, Lacertidae.
CCAUGGACCAUAGCACGCCAGGCACUCCUGUCUUGCACUGCCUCCCGCAGUUUGGUCAAACUCAUGUUCGUAGCUUCGAGAACACUGUCCAACCAUCUUGUCCUCUGUCGUCCCCUUCUCCUAGUGCCCUCAAUCUUUCCCAACAUCAGGGUCUUUUCCAAGGAUUCUUCUCUUCUCAUGAGGUGGCCAAAGUAUUGGAGCCUCAGCUUCACGAUCCGUCCUUCCAGGGAGCACUCAGGGCUGAUUUCCUUAAGAAUGGAUAGGUUUGAUCUUCUUGCAGUCCAUGGGACUCUCAAGAGUCUCCUCCAGCACCAUAAUUCAAAAGCAUCAAUUCUUCGGCGAUCAGCCUUCUUUAUGGUCCAACUCUCACUUCCAUACAUCACUACUGGGAAAACCAUAGCUUUAACUAUACGGACCUUUGUCGGCAAGGUGAUGUCUCUGCUUUUUAAGAUGCCUCUGCUUUUUAAGAUGUCUCUGCUUUUUAAGAUAGUGUCCCUUUAAUGCCAAAUAUUUCAGGAUAUUAAUACAGUACAUGUACUAAAUUUCUUAAUUACAAAAUGCAAAAAACCUGGAAUGCAUCUUUUAUUUGUAUGGCAGGAUGCUUGAGAGGUUUAAGAAUGUUAUUGACACCCUCUCUCUCCAGGUUUUUAAAAAACUAACUGAUCUUCCACUAGGCGCUCCCCCACCCUGUUAUAUACAUAAAGAGAUCAAUAGAAGGUUUUCAGAUAAUGCUCGUUUGUAACUGCAAUUUUGGUGAUGAUCUGAAGAAGUUCACAAUUUGGGAGUACUCCUAGACCUGGCUUUGCCCCUAGAUGCAAGGGUAGCAGCUGGGGUUUGGAGUGAUUUGCCCAGAUUAGGCUGGUGUUUUAGAUGCAUCCAUCCGUGGGAAGUUCUAUCCUAGCUUUGGUGACACAUGCUUUAGUUACUUCCAGACUUGAUGACUGCAGUACACUCUACAUGGGGCUGCCUUUGAAGAAUUUUCAGUUGGUCCAGAAUGUAACCACAAGUGUCUUGAUGGGUACUCAGCCUUUGGAGCACAUUCUGUUGAUAUUCUGCACUGGCUUCCAGUUUGUUUCUUAGCAUAGUUCAGAGUCCUGGUUAUGACCUUUAAAGCCCUCAGUGAUUUAGUCUAGAUAUCUUUCUCUUCUCAUACAUCUUUUCCUGUUAGUUAAGAUCUGCAAGGGAGGCUCUUUUCAAUAUCCCAAUGAUGUUAGAGCAGGCAUAGGCAAACUCAGCCCUCCAGUUGUUUGGGACUACAAUUCCCAUCAUCCCUGACCACUGGUCCUGUUAGCUAGGGAUCAUGGGAGUUGUAGUCCCAAAACAUCUGGGAGGCCGAGUUUGCCUAUGCCUGUGUUAGAGAUAUGGUUGGUUGAGGUUUAGGAGAGAAACAUUUCUGCGGCUAUGCCCAACUGUGAAAUUGCUGUCUUGAGGUUUGGUCCACUCUCUUUUGAUCUCUCUCGGUAUAUAUUGAAGGCAUUUUUAUUCUAUUGGGUGUCAGCCUACUGAGUUGAGAUACUUUAAGGCUGUUUUAGUGGACAAAUCUAUGGGACCACGCAUUGGUUUUUAAUGCUAUGUUUUACUGUUUUGUUAAUUAAUGUUUGUAAACUACCUUGAUUGCAAUAGGAGGAAGGAGUAUAACCUUAAUAAACAAAAUAGGGGAAAAAAUUAUGCCACAAUCCAGAAACUAGCUCUGUACUAGCUACAGAGAGAGAGAUUUGUUGACCAUGCAGGCGAUUCAUAUAUCUGCAGUAAGGGUACCACCCUGCUUGGGUUUGCAGAACUGCUGUAUCUCAGCAUCAUUUUCUGUGUCAGAAAACAUACUGUUUUCAAAAUAAUUUCUUAGACCAGGACCCAGGAUUAGGAGGGUCUUGAAAAGACAGACACAACAGCAACUUCUUUUUAGGAGAAUUCACAGGAUGCUUGUGCAUGUACUAUCAGACAAGGGUGUUUAAAUUUGGGUAGAGCAGGGGUAGGGGCCGGAUGCGGCCCAAUCGCCUUCUCAAUCUGGCUCGCAGACGGUCCGGGGAAUCAGCAUGUUUUUACAUGAGUAGAAUGUGUCCUUUUAUUUAAAAUGCACCUCUGGGUUAUUUGUGGGGCAUAGGAAUUCAUUCAUUUUUUCCCUUCAAAAUAUAGUCCAGCCCACCGCAUGGUCUGCGGGAUGGUGGAAUGGCCCACGGCUGAAAAAGGUUGCUGACCCCUGGGGUAGAGGCAUGGUUACGCUGUUGCUCCAAGAGUCCAGCUUGGAGCACAAGCCUGAGGAGGGGAUGCCAGCUACUUAGUCACCAGAAGUUUGUGUGCACGUUCUGUGCACCUUAGGAGCUACCAUGUGUGCUUUGUCAAUAAAGAAUUAAACUAUCAACCAUUUGUCCUCUUUGGGCUCGGUGGGCUCGGGACAAUAGUGCCAAUAGAAAUCCAUUAAUUUCACAUUCCCCCCUACCUCCUUUCUUAUUUUUUUAAUUUAUUAAUUGCUAUACUGUUUACUUGCCCAGAUAGCUUCUGAGUGGCUUGGCAUAUAUAAUUUUGUAGUUCAAAGGCUGUUUUGGCUUGGAAGGUUUUGGAUUAUGCAAUAACAUACUAGAGUCAAAAUGGCUCCAACACAUGAACAAGUGUGCCUUCGACUUUUAACCCUACCAAAUAUAUACUUUUAUCCCAAACUCACAACCUUAGUUUUAAAGACUAAGCUAUUGUUUUGAAAGAAGUUCAUAAAUGAAAGUAAUAAAUUACAUGAGGGAGAAUAGGGUGAAAGAAAAACAAGGUUUGUUAAAUUGUCAUGUGACUAUUUAGAUCUCUUAGUCAAACUUCCUGAUUGCAAGUGUAUGUGUGUAAAUAUUCAGGCACAAAUACCGGUAUGUAUGCAUUGUUUUAUCUCAAGGGUAUCCAGUUUUUGUCAGAGUGAGUCUUUUAAAAAUAAAAUGGAAAUAUGGCAGAAGGUGAUUGCUUAUGGCCACAAACUAUUGGCAACUGGAUUUGCAAAAUGUAUUUAUUUAUUCUUUAAAACAGUCACACCUUUCUUCCUGCAGUGUAGGGGAAGUCAAAAGAAGCGAACAACAUAUAAAUGGGGGGGGGGGAAUCCAGCCAAUAUUAAAGCAUAAAGAAACACUUUGGUAAUCAAAUCUGUAAUUACAACAGAUUAUUGGUUCAGCCUGUCCCAAAGUUGUCCCUGAAGAGCCAGGUCUUUACCGGACACAAGAGGGCAUUCCAUUGUGUCAGUGCUACAACUGAAUAAGUUGAGGGAGCAAAUCCACUUUAGCUCUUCUGCAUGCAUUAAGGUGGAGGUAGCAAAAAGAUAACCAACAUAUGAUUGUCACAAGGAUUGAAACAUGUACGCUCUUUGUAUCACUCAGACUGAGAAGGGUCAUGUGAAGUCCAAUCUGUUUUUUGUUUACCUUGUCAAAUAAACACUUUGGUUGGGAAGGAGAUUUACGUAGUCUUCCAAGGAUGUCUUGCUUCACACUUUGAAAAUGUUGACUUGGCUGAAAUCAUAGUUAGUGUACUUUUUGUGAUUGAAACUCUAAAUGAUGGUCAACAGUCAGCAGCCACUGGGCCAUAUCUGGCUUCCUGUGCUAUUAAGCUCUCAGUAACUUGUAAUUCAGAAACAAAGAGAAAUGUGAAGGGAGCAGAAAAUGUGGCAAUGGGACUUCAUGACAUACCUAUGGGAAAUGAGUUUUUCAAUUACUAUUUAGGUUUUUAUAUUUAUUUUAUAUUUAGCUCUCAUUGCUCGGUCCCAGCUCCUGCCAACCUAGCAGGUCGAAAGCAUGUCAAAGUGCAAGUAGAUAAACAGGGGGAAGGUAAACGGCGUUUCCGUGUGCUGCUCUGGUUCGCCAGAAGUGUCUUUGUCAUGCUGGCCACAUGAUCUGGAAGCUGUACGCCGGCUCCCUCGGCCAAUAACGCGAGAUGAGCGCCGCAACCCCAGAGUCGGUCACGACUGGACCUAAUGGUCAGGGGUCCCUUUACCUUUACUUACAAUAUCCUAUAUAUAAGCGUAUUUCAUACAUAACAUCUGCAGAGUCACCAGUUCAUCUGUUCUAUACUGAUUCCAAUUACAAAAUAAAUGGUGGCCAGUUUUGUUGAAAAGUGUAACUUAGACUGAGUGGGAAAAGUUUUAUUCAGGAUCUUUGGAAGACGUUGAUUCAGGUCACAUUUAACACUGAGCCAAACCAUGACUUAGCACAAACAUGGGCUCUUAGAAAGGAGAUUGUGGCCACUGCUCCUCCAGUCCUGCUGUUGUGAGCUAAGCCAUGGUUUGACUUAGUGUGUUGUCUCCUCGGGGAUCAUCCUUCAGAUAAACCACAAGCCAUAAGCCCAAGAAGAAAUUUGCUUAUACUGUAGUUUGUGGCUUUGUUUGGAGCAGGACAAACUAUGAGCCCAGGUCAGACGAUGCACUAAGCUAAACCGUGGCUUGGCUCACAGGAACACCCGGGGGGGGGGGAGGAAAGCUACCAAUGCAAGCACAUGUCUACAGUUGCAGUUAUAAGAGCCAUUGUUGGGAAUCCUCGCGUUUAUCUACUUCUAUUAAGUCCCCCUUUCUAUUUCCUUAGUUAAUAAUGUUUGCUUCCUGUUCCCAUCUUAUACCUAUUUGUUCUCUCCAGUUACUAUUUUGUUUAAGGGGGGGGGGGAGCCAGUUGAUUUCAAUUGAUUUCAAACUAAUCAGCAUGUUAUUCUUGUUUCACUUGCUUCUUCUUCUUUUUUCUUUGCCAUGCUGCAGAGGUAAAAGUUACAGCUUGAGAACAUUGCACUUCAUUAUGAUUGUAGUGGGAUGGAUUCUAAGGCCUCCACAGAGUAAACCAAUUAUUUUCAUGGGUCUCCUCUAACUUGGACUCAGUUUGAUGCAACGUGUUUAUGUGCAAAGAAGUUCUCCAUUGGUUUUUCAAAUCUCUGAACUAGCCAAGUGUAGAUUUUCUGUAUCCAAUUUGGGGAACUCAUUCCAUUUAUUUAUUCAUAACACUUGAGAGGCUAGUUGAGACUAGCCAGCACCCUGCACCAAGCUCAAAGAGCAUCCUUGCACAUCCCCAAUACUCCCCUGCAGCUAUGCAUUGAGUUCUUUGUGACACUCCUGCUAGUACUGGUUUUAAAUGCAAAACCACUCACCAAAUUUUCUUUCCUUAAAAGUAGUAGGCUUUUAAACUAAAUAAAUCCUUAUGAAUUCAUUUGCACACAAAAGUGACUUGAAAUGUGCAAAAAAGUUUCAGUUUGUGGUUUAGUAGGACUUUCAUCUUGGUCCAAACUUAAGUUAAACUGUAGUACUUAAAUUUUAUUCUAUUUCAUCCUGUUCAGACAAAACUGGUUUUAGGGGGAAAUACAGUGGUACCUCAGGUUAAGAACUUGAUUAGUUCUGGAGGUCCGUUCUUAACCUGAAACUGUUCUUAACCUGAGGUACCACUUUAGCUAAUGGGGCUUCCCGCUGCUGCUGCUGCGCGAUUUCUGUUCUCAUCCUGAAGCAAAGUUCUUAACCUGAGGUACUAUUUCUGGGUUAGUGGAGUCUGUAACCUGAAGCAUCUGUAACCAGAGGUACCACUGUAGAGCUAGGAGGAAGUGAGUAUUAUUUGACUGAGGCUCAGUUGCCCAAACACUCAACCCAGUAUCUGUAGUUCAAACAGGCAGUGGUGUGGCUUGUAUCACCUAAUCACUAGCAAGGAAGCAAUGACCCACACUCAAUAAAUAUAGUCUGAUUCUCUACGUUUUCUGGGUUGAGGAAAAGGUGGCUUCCCCUGGCCCUCACCCAAGGAAUGUGGCAGAAUAGAAGUACACCUGAUGUGUUUCUACACUCUAGAGUCAGCAAGAAAAAAAACACCUUUCCCUCAUUAGAUUUCAGGACACUGAGGAAUAAGACUGCAUAAGAAGUCCUUCGUCUUCUGUGAUCCUUUGCAACUUUAACAAGGGAGAAGAGGCCCCAACUCCCAAAGCAGGAUUCCCUGUACAUUGUGGAGAAUGAAGAAAUAGUGAGGGCAACACUGCUGAUCCUUCCAGUGGGCAGCAAUGAUCACUAUACUUCCCCAUCCCUGAAUACAUCUUGGUGGUUCUAUUUCUUUGACAUGGAUGAUGAAGAUGGCCGGUGCUUGCUAGAUGUAAUUUGUGAUCCUCAGGCAUUGAAUGAUUUUUUACAUGGAUCUGAAAAGAUUGACAGUGAUGAUCUCUUGGACAACACAGGAGAUGCAGCCAGUGCCUUCUUUGAGGGUGCUGGGCUGCACGUACAAGAAACCUCUGGCAAUCAUCUGAGCACUGAACAGAGCCAGCCCACAACAAGUGUUGACUUAGACUUCCUGGAAGAUGACAUCCUGGGGUCACCUUCAGGGGGAGGGGCCAACCUACAGAAUUCGGACCAGCCCUGUGACAUUCUCCAGCAGAGCCUGCAGGAGGCAAACAUCACUGAGCAGACUCUGGAGGCAGAGGCAGAACUGGAUCUGGGGUCUUUUCAGCUCCCUACGCUUCAGCCAGUUGUCCACACUGCCUCUGAUGUCACACCACAGAUUUUCUCUGGUGGAGCUGACCUUAUUGGACUGCAGCAGCCUGCAGUCUUGACUCACCAAGCAUUGGUGCAGCAGUCAGUUGGAGCCGAUGUCGUCAACAAGGCAAUCAGCGUGCAACCUUUUCUCCAGCAAGUUGGCUUGGGAAACGUCACCAUACAGCCCAUUUCCAACCUUCAAGGGUUGCCAAAUGGGAGUCCCAGUGGAGCACUGGGCAUUGGGCAGAUUCAAGUGGUUGGCCAGCAAGUGAUGGCAAUUAACCAGUCUGCUCAGCAGAUAAUUGCUAAGCAAGUUCAAUCUUCCCAAGUGGCCACCAUGCCAGUUGGAAGUUACAUCACUCAGACAGCAGCAGAACAGCAACAGGUCACCCUUACUUCGGCUGGGGUGUCUCCCCAGAAUGCAGGCCUUGUCAUCCAGAAGAACCUCCCAGCAGUAGCCACAACAACACUGAAUGGAAGCUCCAUGUUUGGGAGUGUAUCUGCUACACAGGGCUCCCAGCCUCUGACUGUCACAUCAAGCUUGAGCAGCCCGCUGGUACAGACCCAAAACGUGAUCAUUCACCGGACACCCACACCAAUUCAGCCCAAACCCCCAGGAGUCCUCCAGCAGAAGUUGUAUCAGAUCACCCCUAAAACAUUUUGCCCCAACAAUGCUACCCUUACCAUCCAGAACGAAGCUGCCCUCCAACAACAGAAGGCCCAGCAGAACCUAACAUUUAUGGCAGGCAAGGCUGGGCAAAAUGUGGUGCUCUCUGGAUUCCCCCCGGGUCUGCCUGCCAACAUGUUCAAGCAGCCCCCGCCACAGCAGCAGGCCCUUAGCAAACCCAUGAGUGUCCACUUGCUGAAUCAAGGCAGCAGUAUUGUUAUCCCAGCGCAGCAUGUCCCCCAGGCAAUGCUACAGGGUCAAAACCAGUUCCUUCUCCCGGGACAGCUCACCGGUACUUCGGCAGUCCAGAUUCCCCAACAGCUGUCAGCCUUGCAGGCUAAUAUGGGUGGCCAGAUCUUAACCACGUCGCACCCUAGUGGGCAAACUCACAUCAUCACCAGCCAAGGGCCUGGCGGGCAGCUAAUAACGAAUCAAGCACUGCCUGCCCAAAUCCUCACCAAUCAAAACCUGACAAGCCAACUAAACCUGGGGCAGGUACUGACGUCGCAGAAUGCACAUGGCACUGCCCACAUUCUCUCUGCUCCUAUCCAGUUGCAACCGGGACAGGUUGGCCAGCCAACUCUCUUCCAGAUGCCUGUCUCUCUAGCCGGUAGCCUGACAACUCAGAGUCAGCCCACCAUCACAGCCUCCCUGGCCAGUGGUGCCAUUAAUCAGACUGGUCAGACUGUUAUCCAAGGAGUCACCCUGCCUAACCAAGUGGCUAUGUUGAAUGCCACCGAGAACCUCAACCAAACUGUGACCAUCCAAGCACCCCCUAGUGCCAGCAGCCAGAGCCCAGGUCUCAUUCAGCCACAGCCGACCUCCAGCACCAACCUGCUGCCAAGCAGCGACCAAGCCAACAUAUUAACCGUCCAGUCCACUUCCCAGUCCUCAGCUCCUUCCCAGCUUCAGCUGAAUGUACAGCAGCAAACUCCACCACCUCAGCAGCCAGCACAGCUACCCGUGACUUCGCAGCCCAGUCCCAGCUUGGUGGCAUCUAGUCCUGAAAAAAUUAUCUUGGGCCAGGCAGCUGCUGGAACCAUCAUCUCCCAGGAUUCUAUGCAGAUGUUCCUGCAGCAGAAGGAUCGGAGCCAGCAGCAGCAGCAACAGCAGCAUCAGCAGCAAUUUUAUUCAUCAGCCCUGAAAAUGCAGCAGGAGAACAGUAUGAACGAAUCCACAGUACCUCCCCACCUGCCAAUGCCUCUGCCCAUCUACAGCAUAGCCACCACCGCCCUCAGCACCACAAGCAGUGUCCCAGCCUCAGUGAUAGUCAGCAGCAGUGUAGGCGCAUCCCUGCAGCCGCCUGCCAGCCGAGAGCUGAGCCAGAACCACAACCUGCCGCCGGUGGAGUCCAAAGUACCUCACUUCUCAGCAGGCCCUCCCCAGCAGGCAAUGGCUUGCCAGUUGCCUUCAGGGCAGCAGAAACUUCCUGGAGCCUCCCCAUCCCAUUCACUACCUCAUCCUUCAGUGGGGGAGAGCCCCCAGCUCCAGCCCACACACCUUUCACAGAUGCAAUCUCCACACCAGUCCCGCCCUCCAUCUCAGCCUCAGCCACUGUCCCGGCCACCGUCCCGGCCUCACUCGAGGCCUCCUUCCCAACCCCAGACUUUGUCCAGGCCUCCUUCCGAGCCCCUGCCACGGUCCUGCACCCCCCAGACACAGAUGCAGAAUCUGUAUGUGAUUCAGAAUCAGAUUGCUUCUUCUCCUCAUGGUUCCAACCAGCAUCCUCUGCGGCCCCCCUCGCAGCCUCAGGUAUCAUUCCAAGCACCACAGGCCCAGCCAGAGGGGCAGCCUCAGCUGGCAACCCCUCCACAUCUGCAGCUACAGGUUCAGCUUGCUCCUCAGCUCCAGCCACAGGCCGAAUCCCAGGUGCAGGCCCGGCUACAACCCCAGAUUCAGGCUGCACCUGAGGUGCAGCAUACCCAUUCCCCCCAUUUCCAGCUUCAGUUCUCUGCCCAGGGCCCUAUCAAGCCCCCCACCCCAACCCAGGCGCUUCAUCUAACACCGGAGCAGCAGAGGAGUUUUCAGAUGGUUCCGAAUCAGUUCCAGGCUCUUUCUGCAAUUCCAGCACCCAUACCUCAGCAGAAGCAGUUAAUGGAUCGGUUUCAGCAGAUGCCCCAGGGGAUUAUUCUACAAACGAAGCAGCCAACUUCCACUAGCCAAGCAUCACCCGUGUUGAGCCAGUUCAGCAGCCAGCCCUCCUCAGUCUUGGUUAGCAGCCAAGGACAGCAGGUCACAGUAUCAACAAGCCAGGCACCACCAGUUCACAGCCAUGCUCCUGUGCCUGCCACCGUUCAACCUUCCAAUGCAGUUUUGAGCAAGGCGGCUCCAGUGCUUGAAAAGGGGCAGGUCCAGAGAGGAGGAGGGCAGCCUGCGCAACCUACAUCACUCCUCCAGCAACAAACACCUGUGUUGGUCAAAUCAGCAUCAAUAUCUACUGCUGCUGCAGCUCCUUCAGAGAAUAAAACAUUUUCUAGCAUCACCACAACCAUUUCUGGAGGGAAAGCAACCACCGGGCAAGCAAAACCUGCAGGUCCUCUUGCCAUUCAGCAGCCAGUUCAGACCAAACCUGGAGUCAUUAGCUCUAUGUCAGGCCUGAAUCUGGGGAAAGGUCCAUUGCAGCUCCAGGUAGUUGGAAAGGGCUUGCCUCAACUCAUGCCUUCAGCCCCUACCCAAAUCCAGCAGCAGUAUGACGGCAAGCUUGGAAACCUGAAAAAGCCUCCUCCCAUGCUACAGCCCAGCAAGGAAGCUUGUUUUUUGGAACAGCUGCAUAAACACCAAGGAGCAGUGCUGCAUCCUGACUACAAAACCUCAUUUCGGUCAUUUGAAGACGCCUUACAGAGGCUCCUACCAUACCACGUAUAUCAAGGAACAUUGCCUUCUCCCCAUGACUAUCGGAAAGUAGAUGAAGAGUUUGAAAUGGUGUCUACACAGUUGUUGAAACGCACACAAGCCAUGUUGAACAAAUACCGCCUGCUACUAUUGGAGGAAUCCCGGAGAGUCAGUCCUUCUGCAGAGAUGGUGAUGAUCGAUCGGAUGUUCAUACAGGAAGAAAAGACCACCUUAUCUCUUGAUAAACAGCUGGCAAAGGAGAAGCCAGAUGAGUAUGUUUCCUCAUCUUCGCGGUCGCAGAGUUUUGCUUCUUCUCUGGCUCAGAGUGCUCUGCCCAGCAAUGCCGCUCUGGCUUCUGAGAACCUGAAGGCACCUCCACUGCAGAUGGCAACCCAGAUCAACCCAACAAAACUGGUCAUCAAGCACAGCGGAGGCUCUCCCUCUGUCACGUGGGCCAAGGCCUCUCCCUCAUUAGAUGGUGACGAGGAUGCCAUGCCCUCCAGGAGUAAGCCGCCCAUCAAAACCUACGAAGCCCGGAGCCGGAUUGGACUGAAACUGAAGAUCAAACAGGAGGCGGGCCUUAGCAAAGUGGUUCACAACACUGCCUUGGACCCGGUUCACCAGACACCGCCGCCCAUGUGCACAGUGAUCAAAACAACUGACCAGCACUCGUCGGCUUCAGCCGUUGCCACCACCACUGCUGUCUCAACGGCGGGUCAAAUGAAUGGGACUGUUGAUCAUAUCACAGCAGCUCCAGUGGAGAAAAAGCCCAUUGUGACUUACUGCAGGCUUCCCCUCCGUAAGACAUACAGGGAGAAUGUGGACGCUUUUGUAGCGGAUAAAGCCUCUGACACCUGCCUGAAAGAGAGCAGCCCAAAAGUUGAUAUGGUGCCAAGCACCCUCAUCAUCAAGCAGGACGGGGGCUCCAGGAGUGUCAUUACUACCCGCAAAACUCACGAGAGCCCCUCCGUGGCUGGGGCAGAGAAGAGCCGGUCAGAGGAGGGUACCAAACAUACCUUUUUCAACCGGAGUGAUGCCCGUUCCCUCGUAAUGCAAGAGAGCCCCACCCCUCCUAAGACCGACGAUUCAACCAGUGGCCUUAUGAAGGAAUUGGCGGAGGUUGAGGAUGAGUUUUAUCACCGGAUGAUAAAAAUCGAGCCACCUGACCAUGGUUCUGCCUCUGAACUCACAUGGGAUGUGCCCCUGCCCCCAGCCAAACGUAGAAAGUCAGAGUCUUUUGAUGUGGACAAUGCCAGCUUCUCCAGCGACAGCCCCCCAGAUGACUCACUCAAUGAGCACCUACAGAGCGCCAUUGAUAGCAUCCUGAAUUUGCAGCAACCUCAAGCUGGGGGCCAGAACACCCGAGCACCCUCCUCUUCAUACAACUCCUCCUCCUCCCCUUUCUCUUCCCCUGUCCACCGCACAGACACUUACCUUGCCCCCAAUCACAAUGGUGGCCUUGGAGCAAGGACGUUGAACAGAUAACAGAAAUCUAUACCAAGCAGAGACUGUACAAAGAGAGCCAAGGACUGGAGCUGCUGCAGCUUCUGCUGGCUGGGAAACGGUUGGAAGCCAAGGUGCCACUUCCCAGAGACCUGAUAGAAUAGGGCUGAUACCAGAAGGGAAGAGCGGGGAUCUGGGGUGGGGCGGGCAGUGAGAAUGUCCUACAGAGGCUUCGUCCAUCCAAGUGUUUAUAUGAUGGGUUUAGGUUGUUGUAAAGCUGCGGCUGGGUUUACAAUAUACUUGUCUCAUCACAUGCACCAUUUUUAAAGAAGGAAGUUCAGCAAAUGUGAGGCAGGCGGGUGGGGGUUGGAUUGGGGGCCCAUAGGUGGUAGUGUUGGCUGUGUGAUAUUUAGAUUCUGUAACAAAUUGCUAAUUUGAAUCUCUGAUUAUGAUUGGGUUUUAUUCCCCGCCCCAAAUGCCACGCCUAUAUUUUGGACAUUUUCACAAAUCCCAAGCCAGAAGCCAGCGGGGAGGCCAAAGGAAUGGGGCAGGGCAGGGGGACAGCUCCAGAGGAGUUGCCACAAGGGGCAAUUUAUGUAAUUGAUUUUGUGGGGUUUCUUAAGUUAUUUUAAGUAUAAACUGUCUGCUUUUUCUUUCCUUUUUUAACGUAAAAAAUAGAAUCUGAACAAAAUGCAAAAAAAAGAAGAAAGGAGAAAAGAUACAAACACUAAUGGUUUAAACAAAGAAGUAUGGAUUGAGUUUACAAAUAAGCCCUUAUCAAAGAGGAAGCCAGUCCCUCCCCAGACAUCCAUGGGUCUGGUUAAUGCAGUCAGGAUGAGUGAAACUAGGAAAGUUCUGGCAAGAGGGUAUACAUUUCUCUCUAAUGUCUUCCCCUCUCCCCCUUUUUAAAAAAUAAACCAACCUGUCAACCUUUUGUCAAAAGAAAUCUAUUCAAGAUGCCAGAGGUGUACAGUUGGUUGGGCAUUCCCAAGAUACGGGGGCAUGGAACCCCAGCCAGGCAUGGGCAGGAAGCCAAGCAAGUUUUCUCUUUGUCUUCUUUCCUCCUUUGCAGCAGCUGCCAAGUUUUCCUCUCUAGUUGCAUCCUGUGGCUUCAGUUUCCUACCUUGGUUUCUCCCAUUUCUAAAACCACAGCAUUGCACCUCUCAUCUAUGCUCCUGCUACCUGCAUGUAGACAAAAGUCAUGUGAUAGGAUGAGAAUCCUUUAGUGAAAACUGUCAGCAUCUUCCUCUUGCUAGCUGCGGGAUAAGAUAGCAGUGUCUGGGGGCUUGUUAACGUAGCUCUGCUCAGUUCUCUCAGCUGUUGCAUUUGUUGCGACUUUUGACUUGAGAUCUCCCAUUUUAUUUUCUUGCCAGUGAUUCUCAUCUUGUCUGCUCUUUAUUUCUACACCCCCAAAACAAAAAUAAUUAUGUGUGCAGGAUUUAUGCAAGUGUUUGCAAGAAAGUCACAUGCUGGUAGGGCAACCUUGCUUUCAGAUCCUUAGAUUACCCCUGGCUUUAUUCACAGAAGAACAAAGAGCUAAGCAUUCCCCACGUUACAGCAUUGAGUUGUGUGGGAACAGAACAGCUAAGGUAGGACACGGUCCUUGGUUAGCCGCAGCUUGGCAAAGCUUAGACUUGAUCACAUGAGAGAUUGAUAUGUGGAGAGUGGCAUACAAAAUAAGCAGUAUGAGAUCUGCCACCCCAAGUCUUCCAAUCAAGACUCUCCCCUUUUCCUUGACAGGUGGCAAGUGUCCUGAUAGUACGCCCUGUUAGUAUUCUUUAAAACUUGCACUGGACCUGAAAAUACUGGAUUUCUUGUCAGUGUGUCAUCAGCAUGAUGGAAUCUGCAGCUGCAACCUUCACGCACGGCCUACUUCACUUUGGGCUCCUUCUUCCACAACUAGAUUCCUUGUCCCUGCAGGACAUUUUGCCACUUUGCUUAGGUGCCAUCUCAGGCCUUUGGAAGUGCCAUCUCUCUCGUUUCUCUCCUCUGGUGUAUUGAUGUUCUUUAGUGCUCUAUAGAGAUGAAUGCUAUUCCACCUGGAAGUGGUGCUGAAUUGGCAAGUGCGUGGCCUGCUUGUUUAGGGGGUAUCUCUUAGCCUGCUUCAGAGAGAGAACCAGGGACGUCUUCACUUCCUCCACUGCUGGAUUGUGUGAGGAGAAAACUGCAAAACAGGCUUGGAGGUGGGUUGUCAGCAGACAGUCUGAGUUAGCACAGAACCAUUUGGCAGACAAGUUAGAAAGGGAGACUUGGCUUUUUAAAGAGCAAGGGUGAUUGUUCAUCAAAUAUUUUUGUGACUUGGUGUAGAAGCUUGUUGUAAACAUUGUUAGGACUUGGCCCAGGUGGAAAACAGGGCAUUGAUGAGUAGAAUUUGGUUAUAUAUUAGAGGUGUUGCUAACUCCAAAAAACUGGACCACUUCUCCCUUAUUUGCAAUCACACAACUUUAUCCUUGCUGUGGCUUAAACUGUGAAAUAAUGCUGCUUCUCCUUGUUGAUGAGUUUUUCAUAACUUGUGGGUUUAUAUACCCUUCCACUAAGGAAAGGUGAUGAAAGCUUACUACAUUUUUCCUGUUUUGAAGCUCUCCUUGAUCCCAGCACAGGAACAUGAGCCUGUACCAAAAGGUCAAAAAUUUGUAUUGUUUUGCAUAUGGGCCUCAAGAGUAAACAUGAGCUAGAGUUGCUGUCCUUUGGGUUUUCAGAUGGAACUGUCAGGGUACUCCAUGGUAUGUUGCAGAUUACUCUGGUGUAAUGAUUCUUCCUAAAUCCUGUUACAACACAGUGUUGCAGUGCAGCUCCAGAAGGGCAGUGCUUGGUUUGAUUCUCAAGGUCUUCAACCUUAUGGGGUUUCCCCCCCAUUUAAUUUGCACUCUUCCAGACUAAUCUGCAAGUGACAGACUGGAUGCAAAAACAAAUGCAGACCAUACUUUCCUGCUUACAGGUGCCAAAACUCCCCUCUGGUUAUGCCUGUGUCCUCACCACCAUGCGUUAGAGACAGGUUCCUUCUGCCUUGAGCCUUCUGUAUUAUAUCCAAGAGAGCAUAAAAGUGAUAAUGUGGUGUGCGCACUUUUGCUCAGUCCACUGUGUGCAAACACAACGCAUGUGAAGAUAAGUUCUCCUAGAGUUCAUAGCCUGCAGAGCCAUACUAUAUCAUUAGUAUGUGUGUGUAGAAAUCAUCAUGAUUUUGCAAACAGGAUAAUUUUCUACAUAAUUGAGGGAGUGAGAGAGCACCCCCCCCAAAAAAAAAAUCACUAUCCAGAUUCAGAGCCUGCUUCAUUAUACAAGUACUCUACUGACUAAGGGAGUAUAGCUGGUGAAGAAAGAAAGGGGUAAAAUUGUCUGUGUUCCUUCCUUUCCUGGCCCCCAUUUCCUAAAGUUAUGGUUUGGUUUUGUACUCUUCGCAGUCUUGAAAGUUUACUUUCCUCACUCUCAUCCUGUCAGGGAGAAGGACUCUCCAUUGUUGUUUCAGAGUUGAGUCGGAAACGCAACAUAUACUGUUGUGCUUUUAGCUCACCAGACUGUUGAGGGCAUGUUUGGAUUCCUGUUGAGUACAAUUCAGUCAUGAGAAUCCAGUGCACACCGUAAUUUUGCUUGUGUGUGCCCCUUUUGGCUACUGUAGGUCUCUCUUCUUCCCAGACUAGUUAUGCUACCUAAAAUUAAAGCAGACACACAUACCCUAGCUUACAGCUUGCGAAGCAAUGGGUGUGCUGCCAAAGAAUUCUGCUUUCUUUAUUCUUAAGCAGGGCCUGUAUGCUCAUUAUUUUCAGAGUUGCCUAUUAGCAAACAGCCAGCUUUAUCAAACUACCAAAAUUGGAUUUCUUGCUCUGUGCCACUGCAUCCCACAUUCCCUGCUUGUAAAAAGAAAUAAAAGAAAAGUCAUAUUAAAUGCCUACUCUUUUGGCGGCUGUCCCACAGAGAAAACCAAGAGUCGGAAAUAAGGCCCAGCAAGUCUGACGGGAGAUAAGCUGUUUGUCCUUUUGUAAUAGUGCCAAGUGAUCUCCACUAAGCCAUUGGCUAUAAAUCUUUAAUUUUCCCUCUUCUCUCCUGAGACUUCUUUAUUUCUUUCCAAGAAAAAAAAAAGCUAUGGUUCUGGUUUCCAGGAGUCGGGAAUUUGCUGCAGCUGCCUUCCGAAUUCCUUCACGCGCUCCUUUUCUACAUUCCCCCAUCUGCAAGCGGUCCUGAAACAAAGUCUCUUUGAUAGUUUCCUCCCUGGUGUCUACCAUCACCGCCACCACCCUGUCCCUGACCAAACUCUGAUGAUAAAUUGUCAUGAAAAGUAUUGAAAGGGUUUAAAAAGCAAUUCUUGGGCAAGGGGGAGGGGCUGCAGACACCAAAACUGUAUGGAUGCAGCAACUUUUCUAGUUUUUAUCUUUAAAAUGACAGGAAAAUAAACACUUCUUUUGAGAAUUUUUAGCUGCCAUUCUGUUGCGUUGGAAAUGCCGCUUUUAAAAAGGUGAAACUCUCCCCCAAACAGCUAAAUGUGUAUUCUUAAAUCAGGGCCUUCAGAAGGAUUUGGAACUCAGAACAGUGAAAACAUCCUGGCUAGCUGUGUCUUUUGGCUACAGAAAAACUGGUGUUCUCAACUCUUUCUUUUGCUGAUUCCCCCCCCCCACUCCCCCGCAAAAACCAAACACAGUUAAGUGAGGCCUUAACAUUAUCAGUGUGCUUCUUUGAUAUAUUCAUUCUAAAAACGAGUGUAUAUGUGAGAAAGAGAGAGUUUGUCAGUGCUUGCAGAAACAACCUGGGCAAUUUAGAGAAGUCAGUACGUCUGAGAUAACUUCUUUCAUAAGUAAAUAUGAGGGAAUAAUUAGGAUCUUGUCAGCAGCUGAAUGGUCCAGCUCCCAUGCAAGCUUUCUUAAAAGUAUUACCGUAUUUUUCCAUCUAUAAGACGCCCCCAUGUAUAAGACGACCCCUAUUUUUGGGGACUCCGAUUGAAGAAAAUGGGGGGGAGAUGGCCCCUGUAUAUAAUAUGCCCCCAAAUUUUGGACAUUAUUUUUUAGGGGGGGGGGACCUAGUCUUAUACACGGGAAAAUGUGGUAGUUAGUUGGGGUUUCUGAGCGGUUUUGCCCCAUCUCUCACUCUUUGCAUUGUCUGUGCACUUGUGUGACUUGCUUUACUAUUUCUUUUGCCUUUGCCUCAUUCUCCCUUGGCUACUUGCUCCGAUGAAGCUACUUGAGCAUACAAAUAAUUUAAUGUUUACCAGUUGCAAGGCAUGCUUGGCAGCUAUCUGUCAAAGUCUGUUAUAGGAUGUGUGGGUAGAGAGCUAGCUAGUAUCUCUAGUAUAACUAUGGAUAAAGAGACUGAAUUCAGGCCUUUAAAAUAUAAAUAUAUAUAUUAUUUUCAUUAUUAUCUUGCCUUACCAUCACUCACACUUUUUGUCCAAGGGCAGAGAACAUGUGUAAACCCAUCUGUAGAUUUCUGUGUUGCAUUUCUUCCCCCAGGCCUCUCUGUGCACACAGUACCGAAUGUACCUGCAGACAUUUUUUUCUUUCCUCUGGCUGGUUGUCCUUGUUAGCUGCAUUUCAGCACCCCACUGCCCCCCCCCAAAAAAAAACAAUAAGAGAGGGGAAUACCAAUAGUCCUACCCUAAAAUGUUGUUACAGGGGAAGGCAGAAAAUUCUAGAGAAUGUCACUAUUGGUCCAAGCCUAUUCUUUAGCAUCAGUUCCUCUUCCUUUAAACUUUACUGUGUCUUGUGAAGUAGAGAAAAAAGUUUGUGUCUUAAAAAUGCAGUUUACUGGAGAACUUUUUAGGGAUAUAAUUGAACCAAAAAGGGGAUUUGAAGGUCUAAAUUUCUCUCUCUCUUUUUUGUCUUUGACAAAGUGUGUUUCAAAACUCACCCCAUCUUACCAAUGGUGCAAACUGCUUAAGAAAACAGAAUACCAGAGCCCCACUUCAGAGUGUUGUGUGUUCCACUGCACACAAGUGAAUAGUGCCUCGUGCAGGAACUAUUGUGUCCACACCAGAGUUUCCGCAAGGGGUUUCUGGAUCAGGCUCCAGAUUUUCUUUUAAGAGGAUGCAGUUCCACUCAGAAAAUAACCUGCACAGCUCCCAUUCAUAUCAGUGGGGUAUAUGAGACUGUCUACGAAAACCGCAUCAGAAGAAAGGCACUGUUCCUGUCUUAUGCUUUGUAGCAGCCUGCCAUCUAAUUUCAUUGCUCUUUCAUUUAAUUUUGGUUCUGUGUAAGGUGGCAUUUUAAAACUUGCUUCUUGCAAGGAGAGAAAGCUUUGGGGGAUAUUCCAAAGCACGUGUCCACCCUCCUGCUCCACCCACCCCACCCCCCACUUAAAAGGGGUGCUCCAUCGCAGAACAUUAGCUACAGCCCUUUUAAGGGGAGGGCCAGGAGCAACCAGAACAUGUUCACACUUUGUCACCCUGAUCCAGAUCCCUGUACAUACUCUGAUGCACGCACAGCAGUCCUGCACACAUGGGCUUUCCCAGCCAGAGUGCCAUGGAAUGCUCACUAACUUGCCUCCACUGAAGUAAUAAAAAAAAGAGUUUCAUCAGCUGCAAGAAGCUGCUGAUUUGGGGGCAAACAAGUUCCUCCUCCAUCAUGUAGAGAUGCUGGAGGAGUAUCCCAAGCAGAAACAAAAACCAGGUUUGGUUCUGAAACACUACUUGCUGAAGCUUACAGUGCUCCCCACCUAUAACCCCCUUGUUACCAUAAUGUGGGGAGGGGGAAAACAUAUAUGGUUAGGAAGCAAUAAGGGAUGUUCUAACUCCCAGGCUGGUGGGGUUUUUCUUCUUUUUUAUAUAUAAAUAUAUAUAUAAAAAUGUAUAUGAAAUUGUUUGGCUUUUCGUUUAGUGUCCUUUUUUUCCUUCUUCUAAAAAGUGUGGAUUUGGGAUUGUUAGCUCAUUUGGUCACCGCCUCUUCUCACUACAAAAUAGUUAAGCAGGGAAAUUCUUCCCUUCAGAUUAAAGGUUGAUAAUACACACCGGCACCCUCAUUAUUAUCGGGAAGUAUAUAUUACGACAUCUUUUCCAGUAUUUUUUUAAGCCAAGAGACCGUGCAUUCUUGUUUCAUAGCUGCAAAAGCGGAAGGGAAGUCCUGCGUCUCUUUCUGCGUGUUUAGAUUUUCAUGGAGGUAUUUUUGGUUUUUAAGAGAGGGGUAUUGGAGAAGAGAAGGAGAGAUACAGAUCGCUACUCUUAAGAACGUUCCAACUGCCCACUUCAAAUCAUUGCCAAUUUAGGAUUUAAAUGGGCUUGAGAGGGUAAUUCUGAAAGGUCAUUUUCAAAAUUGAUGUAAUUUCAUUUAGGCCCAUCCGAGUCCUUCAGCGUUUUCGAUCCAAGACCAAAUAACAGGAAGGCUUUCCAAAUAUGAGGAAGCAAAAAGUAAUACCCCAUUCAUUUUUAGUAUUAAAAAAAAAAUAACCAGUUUUUCUUUCCUCCCCCCUGCUGGUACCAGUUUGAACUUCAUCACAGUUCAAAAACGAAAUAUAGUACUAUAAAAUAAUUUUGUACUGUAUUUAUUGUGUAUAACAAUUUUUUAAAAGAAUUAUGUACAUUUAGUACUUCUGUGUAAAUUAAAUUGCUCUUCUUUUUAAAAAUGG